Ornithodoros turicata is the source of this 1349-nucleotide messenger RNA. RefSeq lists its product as uncharacterized. Bases 146 to 1216 code for a protein of 356 amino acids. The record is from RefSeq and is a predicted model, not a curated record. The transcript has 9 exons. Lineage: Eukaryota; Metazoa; Arthropoda; Arachnida; Ixodida; Argasidae. Gene Ontology annotation, molecular function: serine-type endopeptidase inhibitor activity.
UGUCUGUUGUUUAUUUCCCUGCCUCGGGUUGCAUCUUUGUCCUUUCCUUUUGUGGAUCGCGGUCAGUAUUGGUGUGGAAGAAGAAGAAGACGUCAACGGAUGACCGUUCACAAGAACCAUUCCAAAGCUAUUUUGAAAUAGUGUCAUGACUACGCCAAAUGACCGAAGGCCGUCAAAGCCUCAAGUAGAGGCCAGGAGACCAUCGCAGCCUCAAGUACAAGCUCCCAGAAGACCAUCUAAGGUUCAACUAGAGGAUGCUAGACAACCAAGAACGCCAUCCAGCCCAUGGGUCGACCCGCAACAAGCGAGACGGACAUCCAAUAAAUUAUUCACCUCGGUGGCAAUCGUCAACUACAUGGACGUCCAUAAUCUCCGGAAGCCUGAACAGCCAUCGACGUUAAUUUCCUCCUCACUUACGCGAAAUCCCGGCUGGUAUUUGAAGCGAUGCUGCGUAUGUCUGCUACUGCUUGUGAGCACACUCACUAUCGCCGUCGCCAUCUAUGUAGUUACUGGACCUGCUGGGAAAUGGUUUACGAACUCUGAGGAGACGACAUCUUCUACCGAACCACUGGCCCUGGAACCAGUACACGAUCGAAGUGGAGGGGACAGUAGCGGACAGUUGGAUAUAUCCCUUACAACGCAAGUGGCAAAAGUUCGAAGGGGAGUUCCGGCCGGUUGUGAAGUGAACAGCACCGUUGACCACUGCCCAGCACAAGUCCUGCAUACAGGCGUCUGGUACGUGUGUCCUGGAAACAACAGGCCUUGCAGGCCGGCCUGGAAAGCUGAAGGUCGAUGCCUCGGUCCUCGUGGUCCCAGGUUCUCGACGCAGACGCGCUGUGAGCGCCAUUGUUUCAAGGAAGAGGAUCCAUGCCAAACUGGACCUGAAAGUUGUCCCUGCACUGAUGACUACCGCGACUUCAACUAUGUCCACACGAAGGACAAGGGAUGCAUCCCCUUGGAGAAAGGACGGUGCUUGGCUAAGAAUAUCCCAGGCCACAAAUCAAAGGCCGACUGUCUUAAGCUUUGCCAAGGAGAGACGAUGCGCGGCGCUAUGUGCGACCUGGAAGAAGUAAAUACUGACCGAUGUACGUGGCGAAACAAGAUUUACAGCUUCUACUACGACGUCCAGAAAAAAUCCUGCUUGCCCUGGAACGACGACAUUUGCCAGCCUAAUGUUUUUUCAAGUAUCGAACUCUGCAUGCAGAUAUGCAAAUAGCUCCUCUAUCGCUGCUUUAUGCACCAUAACGAACGUGUGUAGUGACCAAUGUGCUUCUGAGAUUACAUUACCUUAGAUAUGUGUAAUAGCGCACUUGACAAAAUGUUUUCUCUGAACGGUUAAUUGCCUCCGU